Messenger RNA from Toxoplasma gondii ME49, 1497 nucleotides. Its product is annotated as WD repeat-containing protein 92, putative. The record is from RefSeq and is a predicted model, not a curated record. The transcript has 5 exons. The coding region runs from base 403 to 1497 and encodes 364 amino acids. Gene Ontology annotation, molecular function: ubiquitin binding. NCBI's taxonomy places the organism in Eukaryota, Apicomplexa, Conoidasida, Eucoccidiorida, Sarcocystidae.
GACUGAAAAGGGGGAAAAAAAUUUCCUGAAGGGUGUACAUGUCGAUGGACGCGGACAACGACUGUCCUUGAACUGUGUCAGCAGACCGCCAUCAUCUCCGUCUCCUGUGGUGGAGUUGCCUUGUUUAAGGGAAGCCAUCAGAAACAAAGUCCUCUUGCAGCUACCUAAUCGAAAAAUUGAGCUAAACGUGCAGCUCCCGCACUUGACUCUUCGUUCUUAUUCCACCCUCUAAGAGAACAAAUUACGGAUAUUCAUUGGACUAUUGAGGCCAGGCGGAUAGUGUGCACUUUCCUCAUUUGCGGUGUGAGUCAAACGUUGUUGGCCACUCGGUGAAUCUGUCAUCGUUUGAAGGGUCUGAAGCAGCACUCGCAGAGCGCGCCGACCUUUCCACUCUUUCCACCGAUGGAUACCAAGGACGCCCCGCAGCUCAUCGAGCACAUCCACCAUUCGGUGGCGUACACUCCUUUCGUAACUCGUUGGGUUCCGCAGACGGCGAAGCUUCUUAUUUUAGGGGAGACGCCCAGAGGGACGGGGAUGCUCUCUCUGUGCUCCUUAGAAGAAAGUAGUCUAUCCAUAGUCGCAAAGAAUGAAGAGCAACGGAGCAGCUUCAAAAGCGCUGUAACGUAUAAGAGCCGAUCGGGAGCGACAUGCAUCGCCGCAGGGCACCUUGACGGCUCAAUGACGCUGUGGGAUCUCGAAAACCUGCGAGAGCCUAUAACCAAAAUAAAGGCGCACAAGGCUUCAGUAAAUUCUAUCGACCUCUGUGGUCCUUCAUCGGGAAAAGCGGACGGACAACAGAGUCGGGCUAUGAUUGCCACUGGAAGUGCAGAUGGCUGUGCCAGUGUUUGGGACACGCGCGACAGCUCUGGAGAGAUUCUCUCUAUCGAACCCGCGGAAGGCGAAGAGGCCGCUGACUGCUGGGCUGUUGCCUUCGGAAAUGCUGAGAGUUCGGAGGACGACGCAGUCCUUGCCGCAGGAUAUGAUAACGGCGAUGUCAAGCUCUUCGACAUGCGUGCUGCCAGACUUAGUUGGGAUACAAACCUUGACUAUGGUGUUUGUCAUCUCCAGUUUGACCGGAAAAACAUAGUCAUGAACAAGCUCGCAAUCUCGUGUCUCGAGGGGCACCUUUUCAUGGCGGACAUGCGCACAUUUCAUCCGGAGGAGGGCUACGCCAAGAAUUCACAAAAACUUUCAGAAAGCACCAUUUGGGGAGCUCAUUUUCUGCCUCAAAACCGUGAAAUUUUCGCUACAUGUGCAGGAAAUGGCCAGCUGGCACUCCACAGGUAUUCAUAUCCGAAGCAGAGAGUCGUUGCCGAUGCGGAAACCGGUUUGGAACGAGGCGUGGUUGGCACAUGCGAACGACUGAAUGACAAGGACGCCAGCACCCAACCUCUCGUUUCAUUUGACUGGCAUCCCAACAAACUAGGUCUCUGCGCAUUCGCCUCUCUUGACCAAGCUGUCCGAGUCUAUAUUGUCACCAAACUUAAUCUCUAUUAA